AUGGAAGGUCGCUGGAAUGCGCGCGCAGACAGGGCCCGCCGCCCGCCGGAUUCGGACCGUGUCCAGAACCCGCUCAAUCGCGACAUUGGACCUCUCAACUUUCUAACUCUCAACGCACAUCAGCAGGCUCUGUCUCUCUGCAACAGCUCUCUGCGAUUUCCAUGCUAUGAUCUGAUCCAUAUCGAGCCACUGCGUCCUUGUCCAGCACUACGGCGCUGGGGAUCGUCCCUUACCAUGCAGUUCGCAUUGCCUCCGCGGAGGAGCCCUCAUACUCUCCCGGGCCCCCAUUCCUCUCGACUACCGCUGUACCGAAGGAAGCAGCUGAAGACCAUCGGCUUAUUUGCAUUUGCAAUACUCUCGCUCCUCUACCUGCUCUCCCACAUUUAUUCCUCAAGCUCGAUUUCCAUUGUGGCGCCGGCUGGCACGGCAAGUGUGGUGAUCGUGACAUUGCUGGAUCGUCAAAGCUUCAGCGAAACUUAUAUCAAUAAGAUAAUCACAAACCGUGAAGACUACGCAAAGCGCCAUGGGUACACGAAUUUCUUUGCAAGCGUCUCCGACUACGAGGGAGCUAUAGGCGACGCCCCGCGGAGCUGGGCCCUCGUUCCGGCUGUACGACAUGCGAUGGCAACCCACCCUCACUCCGCAUACUUCUUCCACCUAAGUCCUCACGCCCUCAUUAUGAAUCCUACGAAGUCCCUUAAAUCCCACCUGCUGGACUGGAACCGCCUCGAAUCGCUGAUGCUGAAGGAUACCCCCAUCGUGCCGCCGGACAGCAUUAUCAAGACAUUCACGCACCUGAAGGAGAACGAUGUCGAUCUCAUCACUACACAGGAUAACGAGGAUGUGAGCCCUUCGAGCUUUAUCCUCAAGAAUGGAGAGUUUGCGCGCUUCUUCUUGGACCUCUGGUUCGAUCCGCUGUACCGCAGCUAUAACUUCGUGAAGGCUGAGAUACAUGGACUGGAUCACAUCAUGCAAUGGCACCCAACGGUGCUGGCGCGGACUGCCUUGGUCCCGCAGCGCAUUCUAAAUGCGUACAGUAAGGACUCAUCGGGCGCCUCGCCAGAUGGUUCUUACAAGGACGGCGACUUCGUCAUCCGUUUCCCUGGAUGCGAUGACGGGAAGAGCCGUGACUGCGACGAAAUGGAUCCUUAUUACACGCUGUGGUCGAAGAAGGCCAAGGGUGCCUGA
Molecule: messenger RNA, 1188 nt
Organism: Penicillium canariense
Lineage: Eukaryota; Fungi; Ascomycota; Eurotiomycetes; Eurotiales; Aspergillaceae
Product: putative alpha-1,6-mannosyltransferase subunit
Exons: 3
Coding region: 1-1188 (395 amino acids)
Biological process (GO): protein N-linked glycosylation
Cellular component (GO): Golgi membrane; mannan polymerase complex
Molecular function (GO): alpha-1,6-mannosyltransferase activity
Source: RefSeq, a predicted model, not a curated record